AGCUUAGCGGGUCCAGCGGUGCCCCCUGCGUUGGGCUGCAGCUCCCGGAGGCAGAGCCUCGUCGUUCUCCUCCUCCUCCUCUUCUUCCUCCUCCUCCUCCUCUUCUUCUUCCUCCCGCUCGGCUCCUCACUGCAGCCCGGCCAGACAAUGCUGUCAUUGCCAGAACAGGGGAGGGGGAUAAAAAAAAUAAAUAAAUAAAAGCUUCCUUGAGAAAGGGAUUAACCCUUCAGGGGCCGGUGGUGUCUGGGGAGGGGGGUGGUGGGAGAGAGCUCCCGAGGGAGAAAAUCUCAUUAUUAUUAUUGUUAUUAAAAGGGUGAUGGGGUGAUCCUUAUGGGGCAGAGAGGUGUUUGGAGUCUCUGGCUCAACCUGAGCUCUGAGCAUGGAGGUGGGAUCGCCCUGUGCCUCAGUAUCCCCAUUCUGCCCAUGGGCUUAACCAGCCUGCAGCCACCAUCUCUGUGCUGGUGACAGUAGGGACCCCAACUCUAUGGGGCUGGGAGCCCCUCGCCGUGACAGCGAGCUGGAUUCAUUCCUAGGAUGGGUGAUUGUUUUUCCUUUUGGUGGAAAAGGCUGAAAAAAAGGAAGGAAAAAAGACAACGUGCUACGACAACAGCUCUGCUUGCAGGCACCAUAGGGCCCUAUGGGUGCUGCAUCCCUGUCCCCAGUGUUGUCACCACGUGGGGUCCCGGUGGCCACAAGAUGGGGACGGAUAAUUGCAGCCAGCAUUUGAACACAGCGAUGCUCCCACGUGGGGCCAAGGCAAAAGGAUCUCAUCUUGGUGGCAGUGGGGACAUCAGUGGCUUUUUGGCACCGGUUGGUGGCUUCAGGGAGGAGGACAGUGGAGCCACGUGAUGGUCUCUGGGUUUCUUCCCAGUGCCUUUCCCCUUGGUGUGCAGCGUCCCCAGGUGACCUUGGCGUGUCCUUGUCCCCAGUGUUGUCCUUGUCUCCAUCGUCCUCACCCCUGUCCUGGUGUCACUGAGGGAUGGGGAUGUGCCCGGUGGAUGGGGCAUGGAGGUGGCCCUGGAAGGUGGACAUGGGGACGUGGUCCCCUGCCAUGAUGGCUGUCCCCAUGAGCCUACCAGAAGCAGCCGGAGAGAUGUCACACACCGAGCGACAUGCUCCACGGAUGGCUUCCCUACGGACAUGAGACUUUUGUAGCCUCCAAAACACUGCUGGAUCAGCCCUGCUCCCCACCCACACCAACUGUCUCCAAAUGAGACAAGGGAGCCACCAAGGCUCACCUCCAGUUUCUUUGCAAGCCCCAACGCUGCCAUCGGGUGGUGGCAGUGGGAUGGCCUCACCAGGACAGUGGGAUGGCUUUGCACUGGGACCAGCCUCAUCGAGAUGGUGGCAUCAGGAUGGCCUCACUGAGGUGGUGACAUUGGGCUGGCACCAGGACUUGCUGCAUGGCCUCACCGUGGUGGCACCAGGAUUGACCUCACCAGGAGGACAUUAAGACUGGCUUCUCUUGAUGGUGGCACUGGGAUGGCCUCGACGUGUGAUGGCACCAGGAUUAGCCUUGCUGGGAUGGCACUGGGAUGGCCUUACUGGAACCAAUAUGAGACCCCACUGGGACGGCUCCUCCUCGUGACAGUGGCACUGGGAUGGCCUCACCGAGAGGAUGCUGGGACUGGUUUUGCUCAGAUGGCACUGGGAUGGUUCCCCAGCACUGGUGACCUGUCCCUGUCCCUUCUGCUUCCUCCACCCCUGUGAUGAAGGCAUCACUGAGACUGGAACGGGGCAAACCAGGAAGGAUGAGGGUGGUGGAGGGAAGGGGCCGUGCUCAGCCUUUAUGAGACAUCAGAGAUGCCACCCCACGGGGGCAGCGUGGGGGCUCUGCCCGAGGCUCGGGAUCUCACCACUGCCUUCCCCUCUUGCAGAGCUCCUACCCCAUCUGGGAGGACUUCAACUCGAAGGCCACCAAGCUGCACUCCCAGCUCAGGACCACGGUGCUGGCUGCAGUUGCCUUCCUGGAUGCCUUCCAGAAAGUGGCUGACAUGGCCACCAACACUCGAGACUGGCGGCAUCCAGGACCAUCUGGAGCCGUGCGGGAGGAGGAGGAGGAGGAGGAGGAAGGCAGCAGCUUGAGCCACAAGCAGAUUUGUCUCCAAACCCAGUGGCCCACUGCACUGGGGGGAUUAGAGCACUGGGGGAUGGCAGGGAGACACCUGGCUCUGGGCAGGGGACAAAGUUUGGGGCAACCCCGCUGCGCUGGGAUGAAGGCUGUAAUGCCCCCACUGGUGGCUGAGGACGUGGGGCUGGAGGUGUCCCUGCCCGUGGGGGUGUGGAAUCGGAUUAGGGGCAGGAGGAGCGCUGGGAGGAGGAGGAUUAAGGGAUGCCCUGCGUGUGGGGGCUGAGGGCUGUGCUGGGGGCUCUGCGGAAUCCCUGGCUGCCUGGGGGGCACCGCUUGGGGCUUUUGGGGAACAGAGUCCCCGGCCUGCGGGAUGGGAUCGCUGAUGGCCACCGGGUCCCGGGGUUUGCAGCAGUGCCACCGCGUGGCCGUCCUUAGGCUUCAGAGUGAACGCGUCCCACCCAUCAGCCCGGGGACAAAUUAGGGGCGAGUUCGCAGAGCCGCCCGCUGCUGAGUUAAUGAUCGAGGGGCCGGCCAGCCAUUCAUCUAGCGGGUUUAGCCUGGGAAAACGCCGCCCACCUCCCGGUGCCCAAACGGGGCCGUCCCCAUCCCUGCGCUCAGCGGGGUCCCGUUCUCCCCCAGGGGCCACGAGGGACAUCGGCUCCGCGCUGACCCGUAUGUGCAUGCGGCACCGCAGCAUCGAGGCCAAGCUCCGGCAGUUCACCAAUGCCCUGAUGGAGAGCCUGAUCAACCCUUUGCAGGAUAGAAUUGAGGACUGGAAGAAAACUGCCAACCAGUUGGACAAGGACCACGCAAAAGAGUACAAGCGAGCUCGCCAUGAGAUCAAGAAGAAAUCCUCUGACACGCUCAAGCUGCAGAAGAAGGCUCGUAAGGAGCUGCUGGGGAAAGGGGACCUGCAGCCCCAGCUGGACAACGCGCUGCAGGACGUCAAUGACAUGUACCUGCUGCUGGAGGAGACAGAGAAGCAGGCGGUGCGCAAGGCGCUCAUCGAGGAGCGGGGCCGCUUCUGCACCUUCAUCACCUUCCUGCAGCCCGUGGUGAACGGGGAGCUCACCAUGCUGGGGGAGAUCACUCACUUGCAGGGCAUCAUUGACGACCUGGUGGUGCUCACCGCCGAGCCCCACAAGCUGCCCCCCGCCAGCGAGCAGGUGAUCAAGGACCUGAAGGGCUCUGACUACAGUUGGUCCUACCAGACCCCUCCAUCGUCGCCCAGCAGCUCCAGCUCCCGCAAAUCGAGCAUGUGCAGCAGUGUCAGCAGUGCCAAGGGUGGCCUCCCGUGGCCCGGGGGGGCUCAGACCUGCUCACCCAGCUCCACCUAUCGCUACCGCAGCCUGGCCCAGCCGGCCAGCGCCGGCACACGCCUCUCCAGCGUCUCCUCGCACGACUCCGGCUUCAUCUCCCAGGAUGCUGCCUACUCCAAACCGCCUUCCCCGAUGCCCUCAGACAUCACCAGCCAGAAGUCCUCCAGCUCAGCAUCCUCAGAGGCCUCAGAGACAUGCCAGUCGGUCAGCGAGUGCAGCUCCCCCACCUCGGAUUGGUCCAAGGCCAGCCCCUAUGACCAGCCCGUGGUCAGCACCCUACAGCGGCGAAAGGACCGCGUGGAGCACCUGCGGGAAGCUGAGAUGGGCUCAGCCAGCAGCGUGUACCCGACCAUGGGCAGCGAGGAUGCUCCCAGACCCCGAAUGUCACCGGCCACCAUUGCAGCCAAGCAUGGCGAGGAGGUUUCCCCCGCCGCCAGCGACCUGGCCAUGGUGCUGACACGGGGGCUGAGCCUGGAGCACCAGAAGAGCAGCCGGGACUCACUGCAGUAUUCCAGUGGCUACAGCACACAGACCACCACCCCAUCCUGCUCCGAGGACACCAUCCCUUCCCAAGGUUCUGACUACGACUGCUACUCGGUGAACGGCGACGUGGAGUGCGACCCUCAGAGCGACUUCGACAAAUCCUCAACCAUCCCUCGCAACAGCAACAUUGCCCAGAACUACCGCCGUAUGAUUCAGACCAAGCGGCCCGCCUCCACCGCCGGGUUGCCCAGCGGCACCAACCUGCCGGCCGGCAGCACCCCUGGGGUGGCCACAAUCCGCCGCACGCCCUCCACCAAACCCUCGGUCCGUCGCACCCUCUCCAACGCUGGCCCCAUCCCCAUCCGCCCACCCAUCGUCCCCGUCAAGACCCCAACGGUGCCCGAUUCGCCCAUCUACGCCGGCCCAGCGCGGGUGGGCAGCGAGGAGUGCGUGUUUUACGCCGAGGAUGCCUCACCCAACCCAAUGGAUUUUGCCAAAGCGUCGCCCAAACGCUUGAGCCUCCCCAACGCUGCCUGGGGCGGCGGCGUGGCCGAGAUCUCGGUCUACGCUGGCGCGGCGCAUCCAAUGGCCGCCGAUGAAGAGGAGGACCAGCAGUUGGCCGCCAACCGGCACAGCUUGGUGGAGAAGAUCGGCGAGCUGGUGGCUGGUGCCCACGCUCUGGGAGAAGGCCAGUUCCCCUUCCCCACCGCGCUGGAGGAGACCCCCGUGCCGCCCCCCGCGCCCGCCAUGGACCCUCCGGCCGAAGACAUGCUGGUGGCCAUCCGGCGCGGCGUGCGCCUGCGCAGGACCGUCACCAACGACAGGUCGGCCCCGCGGAUAUCGUGAUGACGCCCGCGGGGACGCGGGGACGACGGACGACGGGGCGGGCGAUGCCGGGACCCCGGGGUGCACGGGACCCCUGGCUGCAGCGGGCACAGCCCCCAUGUGUCCUCACACUCGUGAUGGCUUUCUGUUGUUCUUUCUCCUCCUCUUUUGCUUCCCUUCCUCCCUUUUUUGAUUUCUUCCAUUCGUUCGAUUGUGCACUCUUUUCUUGCGCUCUUUACCUGUGCUCUCUCCAUUCCCUUCUGGCUCUCUUCUCUCCGUCCCUCCCUUUCCAUUGUCUCAAAGCUCUCUGCUCUAUCCGUCCUUGAGCUCCCUCUCACUCCCUCUAUCAUCUCUCUCACCUUUUUUUACUCUUUCCUUCUUGCUCUCUAUCCCUCCUUCCUCCUUCUCUUCUCCUCCUUCUCUUCUC
Messenger RNA from Phasianus colchicus (ring-necked pheasant), 5125 nucleotides. Lineage: Eukaryota; Metazoa; Chordata; Aves; Galliformes; Phasianidae. The record is from RefSeq and is a predicted model, not a curated record.